This is a messenger RNA of Zygosaccharomyces rouxii, 525 nucleotides long. RefSeq lists its product as uncharacterized. The record is from RefSeq and is a predicted model, not a curated record. Lineage: Eukaryota; Fungi; Ascomycota; Saccharomycetes; Saccharomycetales; Saccharomycetaceae. The transcript has a single exon. Bases 1 to 525 code for a protein of 174 amino acids.
AUGUAUGAUCAGCAAGAUCAGCUCCCGGAUCGUCAAGAGUAUCACAAGUAUGUAGUUGUCUGUGUAGAUGAUUUCUGCCAGAAGUACGGUAUCCGUAACAGUGUCAGAAGCAAAUUUGGUCUAUCUAACCAGGUAGAUUCUAUAGACGAAGACAGCUUUGAGCGGAUCAAGGGAGAGCUAGGAUGUGGGAAAAGAAUGGGUGAAGACGAAAAAGUAGAGGAUGGUGUGUACAAAAGGCACUGUCAUGAAUUAGAGAAUUCUAUAAUGGAGGGUUCCACUCUUGAGGUGCUUUCGCAAGACUUACUAUGGAGCCAACAGGAGUUCCCAUCGGAGCUAAUUGUAUCUGAGGAUAUAAACAUGGUCACAAUGGAGAAUGACGAUACCAAUGUGCUAUGGGAUCCUUCCAUGACUAUACUAGAAUCAGAAAGGCAGCAAGCGUCGCAAGACCCUGAGCCCGAGCCCGAGCUUUUACAAUCAGAUGAAUUCCACCGGGUUAGUAGUCCGCCAUCUGCUGUGAACUUCUAA